AUGUCAGAAUUAACUAAUACAGAUUUGAAUAAUACUUUACCAUUAAUUGCAAAAGGUAAAGUUAGAGAUAUUUAUCAAAUUGAUCCAUCAACUUUAUUAUUUGUUGCUACUGAUAGAAUUUCUGCUUAUGAUGUUAUAAUGUCAAACGGUAUACCUGAAAAAGGUAAAUUAUUAACUAAAUUAUCUGAGUUUUGGUUUAAUUUCUUACCUAUUGAAAAUCAUUUAAUUAAAACUGAUAAUAUUUUUGAAUCUUACCCAAAUUUAAAACCUUUUGAAUCUCAAUUAAAAGACCGUUCUUUAUUAGUACGUAAAUUGAAAUUAAUACCAUUAGAAGUUAUAGUUAGAGGUUAUAUUACUGGUUCAGCAUGGAAAGAAUAUAAAAAAAGUAAAACUGUACAUGGUAUAAAAGUUGAAGAAGAUUUACAAGAAUCUCAAGAAUUUUCAAAACCUAUCUUUACCCCAUCUACAAAAGCUGAACAAGGUGAACAUGAUGAAAAUAUAAGUCCUGAGCAAGCAGCUACAAUUGUUGGUCAAGAUUUAUGUGAUAAAUUGGAAAAAAUUUCAAUUGAUUUAUACUCAAAAGCUAAAGAAUAUGCUAAAACAAAGGGAAUUAUAAUUGCUGAUACAAAGUUUGAAUUUGGUUUAGAUGAAAAUGAUAAUAUUGUUUUAGUUGAUGAAGUUUUAACACCUGAUUCUUCAAGAUUUUGGAGUUUGGAAAAUUAUAAAAUUGGUCAAUCACAAGAUUCUUAUGAUAAACAAUUUUUAAGAGAUUGGUUAACUAAAAAUAAUUUAAAUGGUAAAGAUGGUGUUGCAAUGGAUCAAGAAAUUGUUGACAAAACGAAAGAAAAAUACAUUGAAGCUUAUGAACAAAUUACUGGUGAAAAAUGGUAA
Molecule: messenger RNA, 891 nt
Organism: Insectozyma verbasci
Lineage: Eukaryota; Fungi; Ascomycota; Pichiomycetes; Serinales; Debaryomycetaceae
Source: the annotation of a GenBank genome assembly